Molecule: messenger RNA, 4433 nt
Organism: Setaria italica (foxtail millet)
Lineage: Eukaryota; Viridiplantae; Streptophyta; Magnoliopsida; Poales; Poaceae
Product: translocase of chloroplast 159, chloroplastic
Exons: 3
Coding region: 141-4202 (1353 amino acids)
Biological process (GO): protein targeting to chloroplast
Cellular component (GO): chloroplast outer membrane
Molecular function (GO): GTP binding; GTPase activity
Source: RefSeq, a predicted model, not a curated record
UUUACUCCCCACCCUGACCUAAAACCCUCACCUUAUCUUCUCGUCUUCUCGACGCCUCCCCCCGGCCUCCCCGCUUCUCCUCGAAUCCUACCGCUGCUGUUUUCUUGCUUCCUUGCGUGCUGGCGGAGCAAGAGGCGGCUAUGGCCACCACAACUGACGCCGCCGCAGUCGCGCCCGUGGAAGAAGAGAACCCCGCCCCGGUGGCGGCGGAGGCGGCCGCUGAGGAGGACCCGACCAAGAAAGUCGAGCCGGCCAUGGACAUCACCACCGACGCCGCCCCAGUCGCGCCGCCCCUGGAGGACGAGAAACCGGCUCCAGCGGCGGGCGAGGAGGAGCCUCGGGAAUAUUCCGAGUCGAAGGAGAUCAAGGCGGGUCGGGGAGAGGAGGAGGAGGUGAGAUUGGAGGGGCACGGUGAGGGGUUUGGGGGUCCGGAGGCCGAGAACGGCGAGGCGAAGGGUGCCGGAGGAGGUGGUGACGGCGGGAAGGUGGAAGAGGCGGAGGAGGAUGUUAAAGGUGUGAGCCAGGGCGCGGCGGAGGCCGAGAAGGACGACGUCGGCGGAGAAGCUGUGGCGGCGCCCGCGCCAGCCGUGGAGUCCAAGUCGGAGACCGGCGAAUUGGGGGAGGAGGAUGCUUCUCUGGCUUCCCCUGAUGCGCCGGAAGGUGAUGAGAAGGGUGGAUUGCGGGAGGAGCAGGAGGAAGCAGGUGCUGCUGUGGAGGCCGAGGCUGUGGAUAAGGUAGCGGAUGACGGGCAGUCGGCAGUGGCCGAGGAGGAGAAGCGGGAACCGGAAGCUGCCAAGGGAGAGGAGGUAGUUUCUGGGGGUGGAGAUGUUGGUGAAUUGGGCGAUGAGAAGGAGGUUGAGUUCUCUGCUAGGAGCAUGGAGGUGACCAAACCAGAGGAUAAGGUGCCUGUUGCUGAAUCUAAUGGUGAAUUAGCUGACAAGAAGGGAGCCAGCGAUGAUGUGGUGGCUCUGGGAAGUGAAGAAGCCCUGGAAGAAUCAACUAACAAGGGUGCCGAUGUUGAAGACGAGGCCGCCAACCCUGAGCCAGCCAGCGAGCCGAGUCCAGUGGUUCUGAAUGAUGCAAGCGCAGAGGAGCCUGCUCCAGCAUCUGCAGACAGUGUGAUUGAGGAUAGCCCUGAGAAAGGGCAGAAUGCUGAAGGCCAGGAUGCUGCCAGUGAAGCCCCAAAGGAAUCAACUAACAUGGAUGCUGAUCUAGAAGAUGAGGCUGCCAAGGUUCAGCCAUCCAGCGAGACGAGUCCAGUGGUUGUGAAUGAUGGAAGUGCAGAGGAGCCUUCUCCUGCACGUACAGACAGUGUGAUUGAGGAUAGCCUGGAGAAAGAGCAGGCUGCUGAAGAGCAGGCUGCUGCCAGUGAAGCUGUGGAAGAUGCUGGUGCCAAGAAACUCAAAGAGGUUGAAAAUGGUGCUGCUGCUCCAGAGCUAGCUCCAGAAUCAAGCAAUGAAUAUAAUGGUGCUGAUGAGACUAAAGGUGCUACUGAGGUUGCUGACCAUGAAGAGGAGGCUGGUGACAGUGACAUAAUUGAGGCAGAGGCUGUGGCAGAUGUUGAGGAUGGGGUUGGUAAUGAGGCUGAUGAGGAUGAUGAUGGGGCAAACUCUGACACGAGUCCUGCGCGGGUUGCUAUCUUAGAGAGCUCUGAAGCUGCAAAGCAGAUCAUGAAGGAGCUUGCAGAAGGAUCCUCUCGUGGUAGUGUGUCUGGCUCAAGAGACUUCGCUGAAAGCAUGGAUGGGCAGAUUAUGCUUGAUGAUUCAGAGGAUGAUGAUGAUGACGAUGAAGAAGAUGGGGAUGAGAAGGGAUUUGAUUCUGCUGCCCUGGCUGCCCUUCUGAAAGCGGCCACUGGUGGAUCAUCAGAUGGGAAUAUCACAGUUGCUUCCCAAGAUGGUUCUAGAAUAUUCACCAUGGAUCGACCUGCUGGUCUGGGUUCAUCAGCAACUUCUCUGAGGCCUACUGCUCCUCGACAACCUGCUAGGCCAAACCCAUUCAGCCCCUCGGAGCUUGCGGUUACUGCUGAUCCUACUGAAGAGAUGACUGAGGAAGAGAAGAAGUUGCAUGACAAAGUUGAGUUGAUUCGGGUGAAGUUUCUACGUCUGGUUUACAGGCUGGGAGCUACUCCUGAAGAAACAGUAGCAGCACAAGUUUUGUACCGUUUGAGCCUUGCUGAGGGUAUCCGACACGGAAGGCAGACCAACCGAGCUUUCAGCCUUGAUAAUGCACGGAGGAAGGCCUUACUUCUUGAAGCAGAGGGAAAAGAGGAUCUGGACUUCUCAUGCAACAUACUUGUUCUAGGAAAGGUUGGAGUUGGCAAAAGUGCAACUAUCAAUUCUAUUUUUGGUGAAGAGAAGACCAGAACUGAUGCCUUUAGCUCAGCGACCACCAAUGUGCGGGAAAUUGUUGGUGUUGUGGAUGGCGUCAAGAUUAGAAUCAUUGAUACACCAGGCCUUCGAUCCAAUGUGAUGGAUCAAGGAUCAAACAGAAAGGUUCUUUCUGCUGUCAAGAAAUUUACCAAGAAAUGUCCCCCGGAUAUUGUUCUGUAUGUUGAUCGUCUGGAUAGUCUGAGCCGUGAUCUCAAUGAUUUGCCUCUUCUGAAAACCAUUACUGCUGUUCUUGGUUCAUCCAUAUGGUUCAACGCCAUUGUUGCGCUCACACAUGCUGCCUCUGCUCCUCCUGAAGGCCUCAAUGGUGCUCCCAUGACAUAUGAAGUUUUGAUGGCUCAGAGAUCCCACAUCAUCCAGCAAUCCAUCAGGCAGGCUGCUGGAGAUAUGCGUUUGAUGAACCCAGUAGCCCUUGUUGAGAACCAUCCUUCUUGCAGGAGAAACCGUGAGGGCCAGAAAGUGCUUCCAAAUGGCCAAAGCUGGAGGCAUCAGAUGCUGCUUUUGUGCUACUCAUCAAAGAUAUUAUCAGAAGCCAACUCACUUCUGAAGCUUCAGGACCCUAAUCCUGGAAAACUCUUUGGGUUCCGUUUCCGCUCCCCGCCUCUUCCCUUCCUGCUGUCCUCACUCUUGCAGUCAAGAGCCCACCCCAAACUUUCUGCUGAGCAGGGUGGCAAUGAAGGUGAUUCUGAUAUUGAAUUGGAUGAUUAUUCUGAUGUGGAACAAGAUGAUGAAGAAGAAGAAUAUGAUCAGCUUCCACCCUUCAAGCCCUUGACCAAAGCUCAGCUUUUGAGGCUCACAAAGGAGCAGAAGAAUGCAUAUUUUGAUGAGUAUGACUACAGGGUCAAGCUUCUCCAGAAGAAACAAUGGAAGGAUGAGAUCCGCAGGUUAAAGGAGAUGAAGAAGAGGGGGAAAACUGAUCUGGAUGAUGAUUAUGGGUAUGCUAAUAUCGCUGGUGAGAAUGAUCAGGACCCUCCUCCAGAGAAUGUAUCAGUUCCCUUACCUGACAUGGUGCUGCCUCCUUCAUUUGAUUGUGAUAAUCCCACAUACCGGUAUCGCUUUCUGGAGCCAACUUCAACUGUCCUUGCAAGGCCUGUUUUAGAUGCGCAUGGGUGGGAUCAUGACUGUGGUUAUGAUGGAGUAAGCGUUGAAGAGACACUAGCUAUCCUUAACAGGUUCCCAGCAAACGUAGCAGUUCAGGUCACCAAGGACAAGAAGGAAUUCAGCAUCCAUUUAGACUCGUCCAUUGCAGCAAAGCAUGGAGAUAAUGCCUCAUCUCUUGCUGGUUUUGAUAUCCAGACUGUUGGGCGGCAGCUUGCAUAUAUUCUCCGUGGUGAGACCAAAAUCAAGAAUAUCAAGAAGAACAAGACCACAGGAGGAUUCUCAGUAACUUUCCUGGGCGACAUUGUGGCAACUGGACUGAAGGUCGAGGACCAGCUCUCUCUUGGGAAGAGGUUGUCACUAGUUGCGAGCACUGGUAUGAUGAAAGCCCAAGGGGACACUGCAUAUGGAGCUAACUUGGAGGCACGCCUUAAGGAUAAAGACUACCCAAUUGGCCAGUCCCUGUCAACCUUGGGUCUUUCUCUGAUGAAGUGGCGCCGGGACCUUGCUCUGGGUGCUAACUUGCAGUCACAGUUCUCCAUCGGAAGGGGCUCGAAGAUGGCGGUUCGACUUGGUCUGAACAACAAGCUGAGUGGGCAGAUCACCGUCAGGACAAGCACCUCAGAGCAGGUUCAGAUCGCACUUAUGGGUCUCGUGCCGGUUCUAGCUUCCAUCUACCGGAGCUUCCGGCCCAGUGAACCGUCGUUUGCUUAUUAGCCUGUCAGGAACUACUUAUUUGAUCACCAUAUCAUUUCUCAUCCUUUACAUAUGAACCAUAUUUCCUGUCAUUUCAGUUUACUCUUUUGUAAUUGGCAGAUUGUUCCUGUCAUAAUUUUGUCUGAAGAAGGUUGUGAGUUUUGUCUGGAACUAUAGCUGAAUAAUGUCGAGGGAUCUAUUGUCCUUGUGGUUAUCAAUCUAUUACAGUGUUGCUAUUGCUAAAGGCUAUUC